AUGUAUGGAUAUUGUUUGCGUGGUCAAAUGGAUAGAGCGAGGAGCAUUUUUGAUUUCAUGAUAGAUAAGAGCAUUGAGCCUGACAUUAUUUGCUAUAACGUACUAAUAAAUGGAUAUUGUAAGAAAAAGAAAUUGGCCGAGGCUAUGCAAAUGUUUCGUGAAAUUUCUCAAAAGAGACCAAAACCUAAUGUUGUUACCUACAAUACUAUCUUGCAAGGUCUAUUUGAAGUUGGAAGAAUUGGCUCUGUUAAACAAUAUGGACUUGUUGAAGAAGCUAUGUCAUAUUUUAAUAAGUUAGAAAUAAAGAGAGUAAGUAGAGAUAUUGGAUUUUACAAUGGUGUCAUUAAUGGAUUGUGCCAAAAUGGUGAACUCGACAAAGCUCAUGCUAUUUUUGAGAAGCUUUCUAUAAUGGGAUUGCUUCCUAAUUUAAGAACAUACAAUACAAGGAUAACUGGAUUUUGUCUGGAAGGGUUGUUAGAUGAAGCUAAAGCUAUGAUAAGAAAAAUGGGGGACAACGGUUAUUUGCCAAAUGAGGUCACUUACAAUGUUAUUGUGCAAGGAUUUCUCAGGUAUAGCAAAAUUGGUGAAAUGACAACUUUUAUGAAGGAAAUGGCUGGAAAGGGUUUCUCAUUUGAUGCAACUACAACUGAGUUACUGAUAAACAUUAUAAGGAAGAACCCUUCCGUCCUUGACAUGAUGCCACAUUUUCACUCGAAAACUAAGAAGUGA
Nicotiana tabacum (common tobacco) is the source of this 729-nucleotide messenger RNA. The record is from RefSeq and is a predicted model, not a curated record. Lineage: Eukaryota; Viridiplantae; Streptophyta; Magnoliopsida; Solanales; Solanaceae.